AUGUCAUCUCCGGAGGCACUGGAAUUCUCCAAGCAGGGCUGGAGGGCGGAAAGCUCGCCCGUUGCUUAUGGAAAGCCCGCCCUCGAAAAAUCCGUUAACGUGACUGUUCAGGCGGCAGGAUGGACCACUCAGAACCCUGUUCUAGCCGCAUGUGUGGUCGUGGGCGCUAGCGGUGCAGUGGUUUUCGCUGCUCCCAGCCUCGCAACGGCCCCAGUUCUAUCGAGUAUGGGAUUCACAACCGGCGAAUUCACGCAGGCAUGUGCAAAGUCGCAGGAAUUAACAUACUAA
Messenger RNA from Penicillium antarcticum, 288 nucleotides. RefSeq lists its product as uncharacterized. The record is from RefSeq and is a predicted model, not a curated record. The transcript has 2 exons. Bases 1 to 288 code for a protein of 95 amino acids. NCBI's taxonomy places the organism in Eukaryota, Fungi, Ascomycota, Eurotiomycetes, Eurotiales, Aspergillaceae.